Penicillium coprophilum is the source of this 879-nucleotide messenger RNA. RefSeq names its product SDR family oxidoreductase. NCBI's taxonomy places the organism in Eukaryota, Fungi, Ascomycota, Eurotiomycetes, Eurotiales, Aspergillaceae. The coding region runs from base 1 to 879 and encodes 292 amino acids. The record is from RefSeq and is a predicted model, not a curated record. Gene Ontology annotation, molecular function: oxidoreductase activity. The transcript has a single exon.
AUGUCUUCUACCUCCCGGAUCUGGCUCAUCACUGGCACCUCGUCUGGAUUUGGCCUGGAGUUGGCUAAAGUGGCCGCCAAGAGCGGAGAUCGUGUAUUGGCCGCCACUCGGAGUCCGCAUAAAUUAGCCGAGCUCGAGUCAGCCAAUCCCAACAUCAAGGCUGUCUACUUAGACCACAACGAGCCCCCAGCCCAGAUACAAGAAGCAGUCAAAACCAUCCUGGCUGUCUAUGGAACGGUCGACAUUGUCGUCAACAAUGCCGCCUACGUGCACACAGGAAUGCUGGAAGAGGCUACAGCAGAAGAGACUCAGCGUCAAUUCCAAGCCAAUACAUUUGGCCCCCUGAACCUCUACCGCGCCUUGCUGCCCCACCUCCGUGCUAAGGGGUCAGGCACUCUGGUUACAAUCGGCUCUAUGGCCGCCUGGUACCCCAUGGCCGGCUGCAAUCUCUACAACGCCUCCAAGGCUGCUCUGCGCUGGCUCGGACUUGGACUCGGGGGUGAAAUCUCCCAAUUCGGGAUCCGCCACUGUUUAGUUGAACCGGGCUUCUUCCGUACCGAGUUGCUGAACCCUAAAGCCAAUAUUACCCCGACCGAAAAGACCUCGCGCCUAUCGGCCUACAAGGAGGCUAACGACACAACCGACGCCAACUUUGCCGCCUUUAACGGCGCCCAACUGGGUAACCCCGUCAAGGGCGCGCAGGUUAUCUACGACGUCACUACCUCCACGGGAGUCGCGGAGGGGAGAUCCCUACCUGCUUUCUUGCCUUUGGGCAGUGAUGCCAGCGAGGCGAUUGGCAAGGCCGCAUCUGAGACCUUGGCGGCGAUUGAGGAAUGGCGGGAGAUUAGUGCCUUGACGGACUUUCCCAAGGGUUCGUAA